CUCUUCCAUACUUUCAUAAAACUCUACUAUUUACUUCUUUCCCUAAUAAUAAUUUUCUGAUUCUUUAAUCCAUCUCCAUCACUCCACCCACCCAACACACAACCUCAUUUCAUUCUCAUCAAACAACUCAUUAGACAAUCAUGGACAAGUUCAAGGAGAAACUCGCUGCCCUUCGUGAGGAAGUCAACGCCGCUCUUGCUCGUGCAGAGACUGCAGAGAUGGAGGUCAAGCGUCUGAACGAUGAGAUUAAUGAGAAGGACCAUCAGAUCACAUCGUUGCAGAACAAGGUGACAUUGACAGAAGCAGAGCUUGAGAAGGCAGAGAACAAGAUUGCAGAGACCAAGCUCAACUUGGAUGAAGGCGAAACCACCAAGACCGUAGGCGAAGGUCUGGCCAGAAAGGUUUCUUUGCUCGAGGCCGAGUUGGAGACCGCUGAACACAACCUCCGUGAUACUACUGAGAAGCUCCGCCAAAUGGACAUUAAGGCCGAACAAUUUGAGCGCAAGGUGCAGCAUUUGGAGAAUGAGCGUGAGACCUAUGAGCGCAAGAUUGAAGACUUGACCUCAAAGUAUAAUGGAAUCAAGGCAGAAUUGGAUGAGACUCUCAAGUCACUCGAGGACAUGUAAACGUGGAACAUCCCCAAUCAUUUUUUACUUUUAAUAAAGAAUAAUAAGAAAAAAAAAAAG
Messenger RNA from Lobosporangium transversale, 686 nucleotides. Its product is annotated as tropomyosin. The record is from RefSeq and is a predicted model, not a curated record. NCBI's taxonomy places the organism in Eukaryota, Fungi, Mortierellomycota, Mortierellomycetes, Mortierellales, Mortierellaceae. The coding region runs from base 141 to 626 and encodes 161 amino acids. The transcript has 3 exons.